Messenger RNA from Carassius gibelio (silver crucian carp), 2594 nucleotides. RefSeq lists its product as uncharacterized. The record is from RefSeq and is a predicted model, not a curated record. Lineage: Eukaryota; Metazoa; Chordata; Actinopteri; Cypriniformes; Cyprinidae. The transcript has 5 exons. Bases 939 to 2489 code for a protein of 516 amino acids.
CCUCUCAAUGUAAAUCAUAAUACAGUUCCUGUAAAAGCAGCACCAUCUCACGAUUAAUAUUGCUUAUGUUAAACCAUUAAACGAGGCGCAUUCUCACGAUAAAAUAAACACCCGUUCAAAACAAAAAAUAUCUUAGACUAAUAAGGGUCUUUUACGGCAAAUUACAAUCUUGAAUAGUACAUAAAAUUGCAUUUUGUUUUGAUAGUGUGUACUUUAGUGGAAGUUAACAUGAUAUUGUUUGAUGUGAAUCUGAAUUGUUUUAUGCAACACUUGUUUAUCUAGCCUAACUCAAGGUUACAUAAUUUCACAUCAUGAAUCUGAUGUGUGAUUUCAGAUUACCAUAAUUAUUUCAUGUAACUGCACUUCAUUCUAUUUUGCUUUCUAUAAAUAUGAAAAUAAAUCUAGAGUAAUCCACCUAAAUACCAUUACUACAAUUAAUUGGUGCAGCUUACUACAAGUGAUUUCGCAUUUGAGAAUUACAGUUCGUUGGCAAUGGGUGACCAAUUAAAUGAAAUUACUCAGCUUCCUGAAGCAGACUUCAUAUUAAGAGGUCAAAAUGUUCUCAAGAAGACACAGUGUCUCUGGUCAGAGGGAGUGACAAAAAUACUAAAAUGUUUCAUCCUGAUACACUUGUCUUACCUGUCCAUCUGGGUGUAGGACACACCUCUUUCUGGCUUUUGCACUAUUCUUUAUGACACUCUUUCCUUCUGCAACACUUGGGAAAGGAUCAAACAGUUUUGAGAGCACACAUGAUGGAUGAAAAACAGGAUCUGAUUGACUGAUGGACAUAAAUACUUGUGUGGACUAACAUGAGGACAUAAGUGAAGGAUCUAUGGAACUGUACAGCUCUACCAACUAUCAUGGGUGAACGUUGAGUGUCUAGAGCGAGUCUGCUUGAAUGCGUACACUUACCUAAUAUCUGUGAGUUGUCUCUAGUCAUGUGUGCGCAUGUGGUACCACAAAGCCCAAUGGCAGGAUUGAACCCUGUCUCAGACUCUCAUACAUUACUGCAAUCUAUGCUUCAGAAGUUACGACUGAACUCUCAGACCAACAGAAGUUCAGUCAUUGAUAUGCAACCAUGGGGUCCGUCUGGAGAAUGUAAUGCUAAACCAGUGGAAGAUUCAUCUAAGACAACUUAUCGGUUUGGGUUUUCUUCCAACAGUAAAGAGCAGGAUGGAUUCACAUCAGUCUGGAAUAAAUGGGAGGAACCAUGGACUCAACAAUCUUCUCAUGCAUUGACUUCUGUUCUCAAGCAACCUGUCAAAAGGAUCAGUAAGCACAACUCAGGAUUCUCUGGUAAACCUAAACGCCCACCAUUGAUUUGGGGGGAACACAAUCGCUUCACAUCAGAGAGGAUGGGUGAUGUCACUUCCUGGGUUGGAGACGAUCAGAUGCCCGGGCCGGAGAAGAAGCAACAUUUUUCUUUAGAAGGGGAGACCAGCUCGAAUGUGCCACCAUUAUACAAAACAGAAUCGUUCCAAAACCCUCCUGAUCUUUUAGCUCCAAUGCUAACAGCACCAUCUCCAGUGCUGGAAAAACCAGAGGUCACAGGUCAAAGUGACACAUGGAGUUGGGGUACUGGGACUGAGAGAAUUGAAAGCACCAGAUUUCAUGAGCAAUCAGGAAAUAUGCCAAAGACCAGUACAAAGAAGUGGGGGGAUGCUAAAAGGUGGGCUCAGAAUGUGAAAGAGAGAUGGAGAGAGAGACACAGAAACACACUGACCAGACAAAGAGAGGAUGGAGAAAGACAAAUGCAGAAUGAUGUACAAAAUAAUUGCUCCUCUUUAUUGGUGCCCAUCGAUGUGAACGACACACCUACAGCACUCACUGAGAUGACAGAAAUAAAUCAUGAAGAGAUGGAUGAAGAUGGCCCCGGUUCACUAAGCUACAUCAGAUCUCAUGACAGUGAGCAAUCAAAUGGACAAUCACAGUUUUCCCAGCUUGAUCCGGAUGAAUCAAAGGCAACUGCUCAUAGUGAUCAACAGCCGACAUCUAAUCAAGUGUCCGGCCCCAGUCGUAACCAGCCACUAGGUGGGACGAAGGAUUUUGUACCCCUCCUUGACCCUUCAAAUGUUAAGUCAAUGAAAAGUUUGUCCAUAACAUCCCAUGGAUCUCUGAGCCGAAAAAGAGAGCACUGGACAAAAAGGAGGGAACCGUUUGAACACACAACACUAGACGUGGAGGACGAGGAGCAAGGCAGCUCUUUCACAGCUGCACAGCCUUCAAACCCUUCAUCUGCAACUUCCCUCAACUCCAUCUCUCAAGACACUUUGGAGACUGCGGUCAAAAAGAGGAGGAUGGAAGAUACUCGGCGCGUUCAGUUCUCUGAGGAGGUUAUCAUCUUAUCACCCAGCUAUUUGCCAGAUCUGGACGAUGAUAAUGUUGAUGAAAAAAAUGAGAGCGUCUGGGAAGAAAAACGUUCUCCCCGGCCUGCUUUCCCUAAGUGGAUUGCGUCUUUAAAAUCCAGAAGAGGAAAGUACAAAUUUUAACUCUCUUCACAUCUGCCUCCACCUCUCAAAUUCUGCAGCUCACACAAACAGACACUGUACUUCCAGAGACGAGAGCGACAAAGAAAAUGAUCAUUAUUACAUUCU